GAUUUCAGUCGGAGGCAGCAUCUCGGCAAAGACUGGUUCAGAUAUCCGCAGUACCAUCAACCAAAGCUUCCCGUAGCCUAAAAUGCGGAAGGACACUUAACAUCAGACCUCGACUGAAACAUAUUCAAAGGAUUUACAGACCGUUUUAUGGAAGCCGAGGCUGCUGUUGUAAUGCUGCCUCCCAAGAACUGCAUCCCCAGAAACUACAGUUGUAUAGCCGGGCUGUUCGGAAGCUUGACAGCAUCAGAGCAAAACCUGGAGGACGGAGAAGAAGAGAUGGAGGGAGAGGAAAGCAAGAAUGGAGACUGCGAAUCGUUAGAAACCAGCGUAGUGAAUGAAAAACCGAGAGGAAGGGAGUCAUUCACGAAGCCCCCGUGUAGCCCGACCCUGCGCCGCAGGUGCAAGUCUCUCCCCACAUCGGCUGAAAGAGCCAAAUUAGAGAUCGCACGAACCCAGAGCCCAAGCAAUCAAAAAAGGGUACGUUUUGCAGACUCUCUGGGCCUGGACCUGAUUUCUAUCAAACACUUUGAUGACACGGUUAUGCCUGAGGUACCAGACCGCAUUAUUGAUAAAUUCAAGAAAGCCAGAGCGCUCCACUUGAACAAUUUCGACAAGUCCAACACAUCAAGCCAGUCCGUGUUUAUGGAGCUGCUCUUCACAAAUCCAGGAUCCCUGCCGGACUUCCUUGACAGAGUUAUAGCUGCGAAGGUUUUACUGGAGUCUGUACAGGCUGAUGAGUGCAGCCUCUCGGGGACCGCGCGGGUUCUCAACUUGGCUUUCGAAAAAAGGGUCUAUCUGAGGUACACCUUAAAUAACUGGACGACAUUCAUGGAUAUACUUGCGUCCUACGUCCCCCAUUCCAGCGACGGUCAGACUGACAAGUUUAGCUUCAAAAUCAUCACUCCGACCUUUCUGGAGUUUGGCGGAACACUGCAGUUUGCCAUCAAGUACUGUGUCGAGGGAGGUGAAUUUUGGGACAACAACAAUGGGAAUAACUACAGAGUAAGGCGACACAGAUUUAAAAUUUCUCCUCCAAGGGAAUGGGAGAACGGAUGGAUCCAUUUUAUUUAGUGCGAGCAUCAGCCGUUCUGCUACGACGAAGCUUGCUCAUGAAUAUUAAUUUCGUGACUUCCAUUGACGGAUUGGCUAAGUAAUAAUCAUUAGUCAAGGUUUCGCCAUAGUAGGAUUAGGAAUCUCUCCAGCAUUGUACCAUGAAGGAACUACUGACCUUCCAUGAAAAACGUAUGUAGCAUACCACAUAUUCGUAAAUGUAACACCGUUGUCUGUGUUCUUGUCAUUGCGUAACCAAUGGUAGAGAAUAGGAAAUUAAAUUGACGUCACAGAGGCAACCACUAAUUGACAAAUAUAACAUUAGGCAUAUUGUUCUCUUGAUUUUGAUUGUUUAGCUGCUGUACAUGGGAGACAAGACCCUGUCCUGCAUUCAUUAAAAUGAGCAGCACCAUUUUAAUGAAGCCAGUUUACAUUUAGUUUUUACGCAUGUGCUGUAAUAGGAUAUUGUGUAAUAAUUACAUAAUCCACGGUGAGCCUGUUACUCGUCGGUUGUGCAUCAGCAUCACUUGUGCUUGUUUUACGUAAGUUUGUAGCUAAGGGUUUCGGCUAACAUUACCUCUGAGGAAGAUUUUGAUACAAUAAUAAAUCAAACCUUUUAGAAGAGGCUAUACCUUGUAUCCAUGAAAAAUUGUGACCAGUUCUGCUCUGCCUGCUGCAUGCAGGUCUUGAAAUAACUGCCUCUUGAGGCCAGGGGAAUAAUCAGGGGAAUAAGGAUGACCUGCGCAGCUCUUACAGAGACGGAGCAAAAAUGAAUUUGCUGAGCCGCCAAGGUGUCUUGCUUUAGCAAUCCAUGUGCAGCAAGUAAAUAUUGCAUACAUUUUCAUGUAGGCUGUCGACUAUUUAGUGUUUUACUUUUAAAUUAGAAAAAAAAAUCGUUUUAAAAUAUAUAUUAGUUGGGAUUGUCCACUCAAAAAUGAAAAUUCUCUCACCAUUCACACACCCUAAUGUCAUCCCAAAUGUUUGUUUAGAUGGACACAAACAUUUUUAAGAAAAAUAUUACAUCUUUUACACAUUAACAAAAGGGUAAUUUUGGGGGUGGGCUAUCCCUUUAAUGCAUGGUACUGGUCUUAUUGACGUUUCAUCCUCACGUUUGAUUGUCCCGUGACAUGCUCACCUGACAUUUAAAAUGCAGAUGUGUUUCCAGCUUCUCACAAUCCAGUCGUUAACUGAUUGAUAAAAUCACUCUGAAAUGUUUCAAUAUGACAGCAGAGUCAUUCAUAACUUCUGUUUCAGAAAAUUAUUUUUAUUUAAUCCCCAAUUCAACAAAAUUUUGUUUACAUCUAAACCAAAUACAUUUUAAUAAUCACUAUUAAGCAUGUAUUUAAUCAUUUAUAGUUGAUAUGUAAUUAUUGAGUACGGUAUUUUAUUGUAUGAUGGUCAUGCUUAAUUUUAAAUUUUUACAGUGUUCAUUUCAUUUAAUAAUUUUUGACUUUUCAAUGCAUUUAAAUCACACCCUUCCUCCAUCAGCAAUGACAGCACAUAAAUUAAUAAACUUCAGCUUAAUAGUAAUUAUUAAGAUUGAUUUGGUUUGGAUUUGGUAAAAUGUGCUUGGUAAAAAUAUAUGACCAAAAUAUUGAUUAUGCAUGCACUGUAUGAAAUCCCCCCACCCACCCCACAUUUUUAUAUAAAAGCGAUUGUAAAAUUACAUUGAAAUUAGCAUGACAGCGUGACACCAAAGUGGCUCUGUAAAAUAAUAUAUAUAUAUAUAAAAAGAAAAACUAAAAUAAAAGAAGGUAAAAUUUUGUGAUUUAAUAAUUGACGUGAGUUUAUGACGUUUCUGUGGGGUUCACUAAUGUUACAUUAGUAAUUGUGAGUUGCUUUCUUUGUCUACAUACACUUCUUGACCAUUUUUUUGCUAAAAUACCCAAAUCAAAUAAACCUUAGACAUCAUAAAGUAAUUUUAAUACUAAAUAUAUUAAAAUAAAUAUACUUCCAUUGUUCUAUUUAUUCUCUUUAAAUUAGAUAACAUAUCAAAGAUUAUUUAUUUAUCUAUUUUUAACAAAACCAAAUGAGUAGGUAUUUUCAGGGAUAAUUAACAUUUUAAAACACCUAGACCUUAAUAAAACAAGCUUUUACAUUGACGUGAACUUAUCAGCUUUCAUGCUAAAACCAUAAGAACAGAAAGUGUUCCGACAAGUCAGUUUAAUAUACCUUACACUGUGUAACCUAAGUCUGGUUUGUGUGAUAUUAUAAGUGUUAUUUUGAAUUAUCUAACAUGGAUGUAGGUUAGUAAAGUUUUUCAAGCCAUACCUGUACAUCUCAAUUGAAUUCAGAGGCAAAAGCACACUUGAAACAAUGUGUUAAAGUCUUCUCCGUAGUUAAGUUUAUCUUUAGAAUGCUGUCUCUGAACUGCAGCUCUAGUUCUGUGUAUUUCUAUGGCAUUGCUUUCAAAAAGUAAUUAGCUGGUGAAGUGGAUUUACUUUUUUGUAGAGUUAUUAUGAACACAGUCAUUUUUGAAGCGGAUGUCAUAACAAAUGGCAGUAGACUGGUAAGAUUGUAAAACGAGUGGUCCCUAAAUCUGUAAGAUUAGUGUUGAAAAGGGAUGGGGCUACAUGAGAACUAUAGUGAAUUACUGCCACUGAAGGUGGGCUAUCAGGUUGCAGGCCAAGAUUAAAUGACUUCCUGAUCCUCUUGUACUCGGCUACAGUCACAGCUGUUGCUAGGGUAUCUGAGGCCCCGGUUCAGGUUGUUGCUAUGGGCCCUCCUCCUCAGUUGAAAUCGCAUGGAGCCCACUGAAAGCCCUGAUAAUCGUCACUACCACAGCUACAGCUGAUGGUUGAACAUAAAAAAUCACGACACCCGAUGCAUCCAGGUUUCAUUAGUGCCCUCGAAUUAUUUUGAAAUCAUUCAAAGAUUAUGCACUUUUAUUUAAGACUUUUUUUGGUCUUUCGCCGCACUUUGAAUAGUCUAUUACUGAAUGACAAAUGAUUGUAAAGCUGAACUUGUAUGAAAGAGUAUGAAUAGAGCGACUACUCUUUGUAAAGUUAUACAGCAUGCAAAAAGAAUUCAGAUACCUUACAUAUUAUAUAUUGUUAUAAUUAUAUAUUUUAUAUAUAAUUAUAUAUUUUGUUGCCACAUUUUGUUAUGCUACAGACUUAUGCUAAAAUGAAAUAAUUGAAAAGAUGAUCCGGAGAAAUGGAAUGCACCUAAACUAAAUGUCUGGUGUCACAGCAAAGCAUCUGAACACUUCAAAUCCUGUUAUAUAUUUAUGUGAUAUUUAGUUUUUUUGUCCUUUUUUUCUGGUUUGGUUUGGGGCAUAUUUAAAGCAUUUUAGCAUAAGGCUGCGACAUAACAAAAUAUGAAAAAAAGGAGUCUGAAUACUUUCUGAAUGACUCUUGCACAAAUGGACAUCCUGCUUUUCUUCAACAUCCACAAGUUUUACCUCUUUAAAUUGCCAAUCUUUGCAUUAUUUUUAUUUUUCUUCACUGGGUUUAUACUUCUUUAGUCAUUUUCUGUUUUAAACUACGGGUUUGGGACAGUUGGAAGGCAAGUCGACGGAAAAGGCUUGCUAUUUUAAGUUCUUAUUGUAAUGUGACUGUUUAUGGAUUAAAAUAGUUGGAUCUUUGUGGAAGAAAAACUGAUAUGUGCUAUUGUUUCACAAAUUACAAUCUGUGUUUGUUUGAACCUAUGCAAUACCUGUCUUUAAUAUUUCUGUUCUGUAACUGUAUCAGUGUGUCAUGUUGUUAAUCGAUUUAUUUUGGAAUAGUAAUACUGUUGUCCUCUGCUUGCAUGUACAGACAUCCUGCACUUUUAUUUAGGCUGUAUGGUGAAGGUGUAAUGUAGCAUAAUUGAGUUCAAGAAUUAAAGUAUUUUGCAGUAUCAAAUUUCACUGUGUAAUAUCUCAUUGUUCUUCAGCUUUACCCACUGUGUAGAGAGUAUUGAUAGGGAAACGUACACCCCUCAAUUCUCUGUGUUUGGUAAUAAAAUGCUGUUAUAAUAUAAAA
Carassius gibelio (silver crucian carp) is the source of this 5015-nucleotide messenger RNA. Its product is annotated as protein phosphatase 1 regulatory subunit 3E. Bases 148 to 1071 code for a protein of 307 amino acids. Lineage: Eukaryota; Metazoa; Chordata; Actinopteri; Cypriniformes; Cyprinidae. The record is from RefSeq and is a predicted model, not a curated record. Gene Ontology annotation, cellular component: protein phosphatase type 1 complex. Gene Ontology annotation, biological process: regulation of glycogen biosynthetic process. The transcript has a single exon. Gene Ontology annotation, molecular function: glycogen binding; protein phosphatase 1 binding.